This is a messenger RNA of Prunus armeniaca (apricot), 693 nucleotides long. The record is from the annotation of a GenBank genome assembly. NCBI's taxonomy places the organism in Eukaryota, Viridiplantae, Streptophyta, Magnoliopsida, Rosales, Rosaceae.
AUGCCGACUGAGGAUAGCCAUGAUACUCAGCACCAUACCCUCGGCAGAGGUACUUUCCGAAGGAAACCUUCAGUAGAUGCCAAUCUCCAGGCAGAAGUAGAGCUUCUCCGCACCAGCGUUGCCAAGAUGUCCGAGAAAUAUGAACAUCUCCAUACCAAAAAUAUCGAGCUGAAGCGUAACUGGGAGAUGACUCAUCCUCAAGGCUCCCAACAUGACUUUACCCAGGAUGCUGAGCAUACCCAGCCAAACCAACCAGUGCACUCCCACCAUAGUGCCCCAGUCCAGUAUAGGCUUAGCAAGGGUAAAGGCCCCCUCCAUCCGGAGACAACCAAGUCAUGGCUCCUUCACAUCUCCCCACGGAAGGACCGUCUCCAUGAACUAGUCAAGAUCUAUAAAGAUUGCAGGGACCGUCUCUUGGACCGUCAGACAGACCUUAUCCCUAUUCCUGUUAAUCUCAAGGACCCAAGGGUAGCACACCUAGGCCCCCCACCGAAGGCAACCCACCUACCUGCUGGAGAAGGUGCAGGGGACUUGGAUAAUUGGGAGUCUUACCAUCUAGAUGACUGGGAAUCGUAUCAUACCGAGGUGUUCGAAGAAUGGGAACCUUACCAAGCCCCUGCCAACCCACACCCCAGGCCUUUAGUACCCGACACUCUCCCUCAUGCCGACCCGGCCAUGAGGCUUAUUUUUUAG